This is a messenger RNA of Porites evermanni, 6085 nucleotides long. The record is from the annotation of a GenBank genome assembly. NCBI's taxonomy places the organism in Eukaryota, Metazoa, Cnidaria, Anthozoa, Scleractinia, Poritidae.
AUGUCGCCUGUACUUGCCACGAUUUACGAUUCUCUCAGCCUUGGAAAUGUUUUUCUGCUGUUGCUUCUGUUUUUCCUUCUGCAUUACUUGAUUGUGCUCUACGAGUUCAGAAACAUGCCACCCGGUCCUCGUUUGUCAUCCCUUCCUGUGUUGGGGAACAUAUUUUCCCUCGACCUUAAUGCAGACAGAAUGCCAGACACUUUUAAAAGGUCAGUUUUGUAAUUUGUUUCUCUUAAACCUCCUUUUUUUCCGGGGGAUUUUCUGAAGCAUCAAACAUCAUGAUUUUGUCAGUUCGUGCUAAAAUUCGCACGAGUGACCUAGAAUUUUAGUAAUUGCUCAUUGUGAUAUAUAUGUGAAGAUCUGGCAAACAGUAUAAUACACUCUUAAAAUAUACACCCUCUAAUUGUUGCUCGCGAUUCAGCGAGACGAACUUGAUCGGUUUUGCCAUUGCUGGUGUUUGACCUUUUAAAGCAAUGAUCACGUGGAAUAUUUCAUAACUCUAAAAAAAUAUGCUGGAUAAUUUACGAAGGUCCCAACCUCACAAAAUCAUACCCUUGGAAAACUCUCUUUAUAACAUAGCGCGCGUGCUUGCCCUAUAUAAGUGCUAUUGAUCCGCUAUGAACAAAAUCUUUAUUUACGCACGCCCGUGCGUAAAUAAGAUGACGUGAGCCUUUUUUUUUUUUACCUGGCUGCAAAGUUGUCGUCUUUUAAGCUACAAUGCAGUGUUCCUUCUCUGUAAAAUAUGGAAGAAACCAGCGAAGAACUGCCCAAUUUUUCUAUCGGCAUUGACCUUUUAGGUCCUGAUCCAACAAGCAGCAAAAAUAAAGCCAAAUUUAAAAAAACUCGCAAGUUGCGCUUUUCGCAAAUUUGUCGGAAGACCAGUUGCAGGAAAUUUUGGCCGAAAGACAGUCGGCUGGGAACAGAACAGACACCAACUGGUCAUCAACAACAUUUAAAGCUAAAAUUUCCGUUCUUAUUGUUGUUUUUAAAUUUGUUAUGCACUAUUGUUAUCUCCAGACAAUCCGACUGAAGCAGGAAAAUUUCUCUCGCAAUAACAAUACAAAUGUACACAAGAAGACCAUAAAUUUAUUACUCACAAAAACAACUGCUGCCAGGUCUUCUCAAGAAGCUGUAAUGACCAGCCAAUGUUCGUAAAUGAAUGUAAGUUUAAAGAAGGAUGAAAAUCGUCUUCCCUAAAAACAUGUUUUCUGAAUUUCGCCAAGCAAAACAUAAACAUGUUUUCAGCAAAUCCAAACCACACUCCACGACUACUCACGAACAUGUCACGGAGGAUUUAAACUUUAGGUGAACUUUAAGACUCUUUUACCUUUGUUUCUGUAUAGUUUCCAUUGAUCGUUAAAGAAUAAAGAAGCAAAUUUUCUUUCUCACUUUUACAGAAAGAAUAUAUAUUUUCAUUCAAACAAGACGAUUGUGGCGUGUUCGUAAUCAGCCAAUAGAACCGUUUGUUAUUGCGUCGCGCGUUACGAGAAUUUUGCAGUUAAUCAAAAAGCAAGCAUUUUUGUCACCUAUCUCAGCCAUGUUAUAAAAGAAUUUGCUCAUGCUUUGAGCUGUGCAUAUAUCGAGUUAUGGAUGCACUUGGGAAGUUUGGAGAGCACUCAAGAAGCAAGAGUUGCACUCGGCUAUCGCCUCUUACGCAUCUUUCGUGCUCUCCAAACUUCCUGCGUGCAUCCAUAACUCGAUAUACGCACGCUAAGCAUGAACAAAUUCUUAAAUUCACCUCCUCCAUCUCCCCUUAACUAAGGAGUUAUAGCAACGACGACGGCGACGGCAACGAGGACGUCAAAAAGCCAAUAGGUAACGUAAUCAUAUAUAACCAAAACAACAAUUUUGCUCGUGCAUCACGCUUUUUUGUACAUUUCGUUGCCGUCACUACCGCCGACUAUGACGUGAAAAAAACCUAAUUUUUACAGAGGAAGUACACAAGCGACGAGGAAAUUUAAUAACAUUAAUAAUAACAUUUAUUUAUACCGCGCAAAUUCAAUUAUACAGUUUUCAAAUGCGCCUUACAAUUAAAGGUCUAAAAAUAUACCGUAAAAAAAUAUAUAUAUAUAUAUUUGCUCUGACUCUAUUUCUGAACUUGGAUAUGGUUCUUAGGAAUUCAACUUUAAGAGGGUUCACCCACAUGUGACAAAGUUUGUGACUUGGAGUAAUCCCGAUCACGAUUGAAAGAACGCGAAUUCACUUUGUCAGUGACGUUUUCGCUGGCGUCGCCGUCCUCAGAUCUUAAUUAAGGUCCCUUUAGGGAGCUUAAGAUCCGACGACGGCGACGGCUACGAAAACGUUACAUAAAAAGUGAAUGCUGGCUGCUUUAAACUUUAUGACUCUUAUCCUAUCUCGUUUAAUUCGCCAAAUGUUGGCAAAUUUCUUUUUGAGUUAAAUUCUAAUGGACUGUGUCAAAGUUCAGGAAAAGAAAAAGAAAGUUGUUGUCUUCUAUUCCCGUCCUUGACAAAACGUGAAAUUAGGCACUUUCACGUUAUAGUCGUGCAACAACGCGGCAAAGAAAUGUACAAAAAAGCGUGAUGAUGUUGUUGGUUUUUCUAAUCUAAGCCUACUGCUUUUUUGACUUUCUUGUUGCCGUCGCCGUCGGAUCUUAAGCUCCCUAAAAGGGACCUUAACAGAGUGCGUUCCUUUCGACCAAUCCGGUCAAAAGGAACGCGAAAUCCGAAAUUGGAUUUGUAACCUUGGUAACCUUUCGCAAACGCAUGUAAUAUGCAUGACAGUUUCUUAAGAAUACUGUUUGACAAAUUAUGCGAUUAUAGCGUGUAGAAUUUUGUGGUCGGCAGUUCGAAUAGUGAUCAUGGAACAUAAGUGGAUCAAGAAAGAAGCGCGUUAAAGUUGAACAUUAUCUUAAGGUUGUAGGCUCGGUUUGAUGCAAUUUCGUCGCUCGGAUUUUUUUAUGUAACACGAUCGAGUGCCUAUCGCGUCUACAAGUGAGUUUGUAGAAAGACAGCAGUUCAUUAGUCCCUACUAAUUUGCGUUUUUGAGCAAUAUUUAGCGACAAAUGAUUAGCACAUGAAUAUUUACUGUACCAGGAACAAUCUUCAAGUGUUUUCAGAUGUUUUACGGCAAAUAGCAGCAACUAGGAAACUCCAAAGGAAUACUUCAACUGGAAAUACCGCUGGAUCAUGUGACUAAUUUCGGAUCCAUUGUGAAUGGAACACCUUGGAUCACUAAUCCGUUAAUCUGGAUUCGGAUUCUUCGGAUUUCAAAUCUAAUGAAUCCUUUGUCAAAAAGGAUUCACCAGAUCAAAAAUCCGUUUUUGGAUUUACCGAAAGGAACGCGAAAUCCAUUUGAAGGAUCUAACCUCUGGUUUUGGAUUCACCCAAAGAAACACACCCUUACGACGUUCUCAUUUCCGUCGUCGUCGUCGGAUCUUAAGGUCCCCAUUGUAAAACGCCCUACUGUUAGACCACCACCUCGCGAGAUGGCAUUUGAUUUGCGUUUUCAUCCCUUGUUUAAUGAUAAUCUCAGCAACCGGAAAAAUUCCCUUGGAGCGAGUUAGAGCUAAUAACCAAGGGUCACAAUGGUUUGGCCAUCUCUCAAAUCUCUUCGAAGUGUUCUUGCAUUUCCUAGUCCUGAAUGUCCUACACAUGCCCUAGUGUUACCGUGAAGCGACUUAUUUAGGCCUAAAGGGAUUGCUGCCAAAGCUCCAACAACAACUGAUAUCACCUCCACCUCACGCAUAACCCACAUUGUUGAUAUCUCACGCUUGAAAUAUUUCAUCAUCGUCAUCAUCAUCAUCAUCAUCAUCAUCAUCAUCAUCGUCAUCAUCAUCAUCAUUAUCAUCAUGGUUAUCGUUAUCAUUCCAUAUAUUUUAUAUUUUCUUUUUGGUGUCAUCUUUCAACUUACAUUCCUAACAUACGACGGUCACUUUUUAGGCCUUUCUCGCGUAUUUCCUCCCCCUAACAAAACUCUUUUCCUUUUAGCAUGCUUUGGAACAGACAUUCAGUCCUCAAAGAUAAUUCAUUCUAUUAAGUUUUCCAAACCAUAAUUUACAACGGAGGAUAACACACGCAGUGCGUUUAAGGAAUUACAAGUUCAUCAAUGAUAUUUCUUUCUAUUUUUUUUUUCUACAGUCUCAAGAAAACGUACGGGGAUAUUUUUUCGCUUAAAGUUGGAAGCUACAAUUUGAUUAUGGCUUCAAGUUCUGAGGCUGUCAAAGAGAUGCUUGUAAAGAAAUCUGCUGAUUUCUCUGGGAGAUCAGAUUUGUACACCUUCUACAAAAUAACCUUAGGUGUGUAUACCAUGGAGGACCAUUGCUUGUUUUACUGAUCUAGCAUCAGUUUACUCCUAUUUUUAUUUGUUUGUUUGUUUGUUUUUUUGCUUUAAGACAUUCAAACAACGCUUUCCUUUCACUGAACACUUCAGGGGACUACUCGUAGGAAAUCUUGAUGGUCUUGGUGGUUUUCCAAACCCCCACUGUGUUUUACACCGAGACAAACAUUUCUACCCCUUUUCAGACCUAGUUGAAUGUUUUAUUCGUUUUGCCAACCUAAUAUCUCGUCCAAGUAUAGUCAACACAUGUUGUACUGCAUUUCAUUAAUAUUAUCAUUGUUAUUUAGUAGUAUUUGACCCUUAACGUCUUCAUUUUGAGCUAAAAGUACAAAAUAUAAUAGGCUCAUACACCCUUGUCCUCCUUGAAAAUUUUUCCCGAUUUCAGCCAGACCAUAAUGGGAAAAAAUCCGUAUCUGUUUCCCGACGAAAGGGCGACAAAACCAUACCUAUGUAAGGUGAAAACUCACGUUUUGGCUAAUUGUCUUCACUUCGAAACAAAACUAGGAGGAAACAUACAACGUACGGAAAUAAAGAUUUAAUUAAAGAAAAUAUUGAUUGAGGUUGUACUGUACUCUUCUCACAGUUAUUUGACUUUGUUUCUUCUCUUUGAACUCUAGGUGGAAAAGACAUCGUUUUUGGUAACUAUGGACCUGCGUGGAGGUUUUAUCGAAAAUUGUUUAUUACGGCUCUUCGCCAGUACGUGUCGGACAGCCCUCUUAUAGAAAGCAGAGUCUCGCCUCAGGCCGAGAAAUUGAUACAUUUUAUGGAACAACAGAAUGGGGCGCCUUUUGAUCCUGCAGAUUGCUUGCAGCGAAUUGUUGCCGAUGUCGUUUGUGGUAUAAUUUUUCAAGACGGCUUGAACACGAAGAACCCAGAUAUGGACAAACUUUUGAAGCUGAAUGUUAAGUUUGUUGAGAGUGCGGAUGCAGUCAAGAUGGCCUUCAUUUUGGACUUUUUUCGGGGCGUGCGUCACUUGCCAAUAAAGGCAAGGCAGGAUCGCAUUGUCCAGCUCUUCUAUGAUAUGCACGAUAUUAUUCGCAAGCUGUUAAGGGAAAGAAAAGAAACAUUUGACCCAAGCGAGCCAGUGGAGGACUUUAUGUCAGCUUUACUUCGAGCCAGAUACGACCUUGAUGCAGAAUGCAAGAGCGACGAAGAACGAUCCGCUGUCCUCUCAGAAGAUUAUUUCAUCGCCGCCAUCGAGGACAUGUUUCUUGCUGGCUUUGAGUCCACAAGCACCACAUUGAGAUUUGCCCUUGCCUUCCUGGCAAACCAUCCAAAUUAUCAAGAGGAUAUUCAGCGUCAGCUAGAUGAAGUGCUUGAUGGACGAAGCCCCUCCUUAGAAGAUCGCCUUAAGCUGCCACUCAUUCAGGCGAUGAUCUUGGAAACACUGAGGCUAGGGAAUGUGGUGCCACUUGCGAUACCUCAUGUUGCCCUUACCGAUACAACUCUAGGUGGCUACCGUGUUCCUAAGGAUACGGUCAUUUUUGCCAACACAGAAGCCGUCCAUCUAGAUCCAAAAUGCUGGGAAGAUCCCACCGUUUUUAAUCCAUACCGCCAUACUGAUGCAGACGGCAAGUUGAUCACCAACCAAGGUAAUUUUUAUCCUUUUGGAGCUGGACGUCGGGUUUGUGCUGGUGAAUCUUUGGCUAAAGUUGAAUUGUUCCUGUUUUCAUCGUGGUUGCUGCAGAACUUCACGUUUCUGCCUGCGGAAGGUCAUCCUCCGACGUCAAAGGCAAGUAUCAUCCAGUUUCCACAACGUUACAAGAUACGUGCGAUCAAACGCAACUGA